Molecule: messenger RNA, 816 nt
Organism: Sordaria macrospora k-hell
Lineage: Eukaryota; Fungi; Ascomycota; Sordariomycetes; Sordariales; Sordariaceae
Source: RefSeq, a predicted model, not a curated record
AUGGCUUCAUCAGCCCCGCUUACCACCGAGCAGGCAGAGGCUGCUGGACUUCUCCCUGCGUCGCAUUGGCAACAGCAGGCUGACGCCCUUGAAGAAGAAGAUACAGUAGAUGACGGCGCCUCUUCAAUCGGCUCGAUCGCUUCGACCACCGCUUCCUUGAGUUCGACUAUCUAUGACUACCGGACUGUCCAUAAAAGAACCUACCACGGUGAUGUCGGCAAUGCCGAGUCUUGGGAGCCCAAUGACCAACGUCAUGUUGAGGCGCUGGAAAUCUACCACCACGCUAUGUUGGUACAGCUGGACGGAAAGCUCUACCUUUCGCCACUUGAUAAGAAGAAGGUCUAUAAAGUGUUGGAUAUUGCGACAGGUAAUGGCAUGUGGGCCAUUGACUUUGCCGACGAGUUUCCGAAUGCGGAAGUCAUGGGCACCGACGUUUUCCCCAUCCAGCCCUCAUGGAUUCCUCCAAACGUCAAGGUCUGUAAGCCAGGCGGUUACGUGGAGAGUUGUGGCAGUGGCAUGACUUGGCUGAGUGAUGAUGGAACGGCAACUGAGGCUAUGGAUCAAUGGGGCAAGGUGUUUAGGGAGGGUGGUAGGAAGUUGGGGAGGACAUUUACGGUGUAUGAGGAGGAUUUGCAACGUAAGGGUAUGGAAGCAGCCGGAUUCGUUGACAUUGAGUUUGUGGGCAUUCAAUGCCCAAUGGGGGUCUGGCAUCCGGAGAAGAAGGCGGCGGAGAGAGGUCUGUGGUACAAGUUGGUAGCUGAGGCGGAUAUCGAGGUAGGAUACCUCAAUUACGUCUUCACUCUCGUUAUGGGAUAG